GGAAGUUAUUGUCUUGGCGGCGAAAUAGCAGCAGCUCAAAACGGUAGAAACGUGUUUGUAGAAGAAGUUAAGCUAUGUGAGCAGAUGGAACAUUAGUCCCGGACUCUGUAGGAUCUGCUGGCUGUCAUGCAGCGGACUAAAGCCUCUGUGAGUGUGGAGGUGAAGCAGGUGGUCGGAGCUCUGUGCAGACUUCUAGCGGCGGUCGGUGUGGACUCAGUCCCGGCACCGGAGAGCUUCAGACGGGCAAAGUUUGGUGGAGGAGCCGAGGAGGAUCAGUUUUGGCAGCUUCUUGCCAGCAUCCUUCAGAAAACUGCCGUCGUUUCAUCUGAAGUCGGUCUACAGCUGAGAGGAGCUUCGGAGAACAGAAAGUUUGUGGCUGCAGGGCUGUGGCAGACCGGCUACCAUGCUGACUGGAUGUAUGAGAGGGAGGGAGGAGAUGCAGAGGGAGGAAGGAGUUUCUCCAGCAGAGAUCUCCUCCUGGCGCUGGGCUGGCUGCUCGCUGCAGGAACGCUGGAGAAACUGUUGACUCAGCGAGUACAGCAACUGGACAAAACCCUCCUCACGCCUGUACCUGGGAACCUUCACCUCUCCAGUGAGCUUCAGUUUGACUCUGCCUCUUUACGGAGACUCCAGUGGCUCAUCGGCUGUCUCAGACACCAGGGACGGAUCCUGCUGUCCAUGCUUCAAGAGAGAACUCGACUGCUUCAUGCUGUUUUUUCUGCCAGCCUCUCCUCCGCUGCAUCUCCCUCUUUUGGUCAGAGCUCUGUGAUAUUAAAGGAGGACUGGGUUCGCGUCCGACAGCUCUGUGACCUCCUAGAAGCAUAUCUGAAUUGGAGACAGGUGGAGGAAAUCUUCUGGACAUGGAUGGACAGCGUGGUGGAAUGUCAUCUGUCUGGUCCUGUUAUCAAAAGGCCUACACAUGCACCGAGUGGGAGUCCAGGAGUGUGUCACCACGGAACCUGGGGGCUGGACAAACCGGACGACGUGCUGUUAGGACUUCCUGCUGACACACACGCAUCCACACCAACACAGGAACAACAGAGGAGAGGCAGAGGGGACGCAAAGGACAGAGAGGGAGGAGAAAAGAGUCGAGUUGGACCUCCUUUUCCAUCUUCUCUUCCCUCUGUGCCGUUCCUCAGUCAGGUUUAUCGAGCCCGACUCCAGGCUGAGAAGCCGGUCAGACAGCACAGAGCUGAGGACCUCCACAGCAGGACGGAGGCUUCAGAUGAGCUGAAGGCGUCUCAGGCUGUUCAGCUGCUGCUUCACGCUGAGGCUCUGCUGCUGGAGAGGAGGGACCGGCAGAGACUGGCCAAUAGGACGCAGCUGCAGGAGAUGAUUGGCAGCCAGAAUGAACUGGUGCUGAUACCUCCAUAGAUGUUUAGUUUUUAUUUAAAUGGCUCCAUUUUGCAGUAAAUGGGAUGCUCAGGACCUGUAUGUAACGUAUCUGGGUUUUGUUCUGACAUUUCAGGCUCCAUCUUUCUGGAUUUGGAAAUUGUUUUUCAUUUGCCAAGUAAUUAACCUGACAAUAGACAACUAUAUUGUUUGUUGCAUUUUUUCACAUUCACAAGGAAAUAAGCUUUAAGUACAUAAACUUAGUGUAGUGCAAAGUAGCACAGUGUGAAUAAAAGAGGCACAAGAAAGGAAGAACUGAAAGAUAAUAAACAAGCAUUUCCAGAUUUAUUACAUUUGCUAAGUGACUUUUUAAUAAAUGAAACAGUAAAUAAAUAAUGAAACAUGCACAUGUCCUUAGAGCGUCUGCAGGUUUUUGACAAAUGAACUGUAUAAUUCAGAAAACAAUGUUUCUUAUAAUCUAUUUAAUCAUGGUUUUCCAGAUGAUUGGUGCUUAUAGGUUGUGGUCUAAUGCUGUACAGGUACAUGGUAGCCUCACUGGUAAUGUAUGUUAUACCACUACUUUAUUGUGUUGUUUCUGAACUUCAUAUUAAAGCCUAAAGUUCUUGGUAA
Molecule: messenger RNA, 1962 nt
Organism: Acanthochromis polyacanthus (spiny chromis)
Lineage: Eukaryota; Metazoa; Chordata; Actinopteri; Pomacentridae
Gene: tedc1
Product: tubulin epsilon and delta complex 1
Exons: 8
Coding region: 127-1374 (415 amino acids)
Source: RefSeq, a predicted model, not a curated record